GCCGGCGCAGGCCCCGCCCCCUCACUGGGCCACGCCCCCUGGUCGGGCCCCGCCUCGCCGCCGCCACAGGAUGCGGGCCCUGCGCGCCGGGCACUAGACCUCUAGUGCAGCCCGAGGCGGCGGCGGCAGCAUGGAGGGCGAGAGCACGUCGGCGGUGCUCUCGGGCUUUGUGCUCGGCGCACUCGCCUUCCAGCACCUCAACACGGACUCGGACACGGAAGGUUUUCUUCUUGGGGAAGUUAAAGGUGAAGCCAAGAACAGCAUUACUGAUUCCCAAAUGGAUGAUGUUGAAGUUGUGUAUACGAUUGACAUUCAGAAAUAUAUUCCAUGCUAUCAGCUUUUUAGCUUUUAUAAUUCUUCAGGUGAAAUAAAUGAGCAAGCACUGAAGAAAAUAUUAUCAAAUGUCAAAAAGAAUGUGGUAGGUUGGUACAAAUUCCGUCGUCAUUCAGAUCAGAUCAUGGCUUUUAGAGAGAGGCUGCUUCACAAAAACUUGCAGGAGCAUUUUUCUAACCAAGACCUUGUUUUUCUGCUAUUAACACCAAGUAUAAUAACAGAAAGCUGCUCUACUCAUCGACUGGAACAUGCCUUAUAUAAACCUCAAAAAGGCCUUUUUCACAGGAUACCUUUAGUGGUUGCCAAUCUGGGCAUGUCUGAACAACUAGGUUAUAAAACUGUAUCAGGUUCCUGUAUGUCCACCGGUUUUAGCCGAGCAGUACAAACACACAGCUCUAAAUUUUUUGAAGAAGAUGGAUCCUUGAAGGAGGUACAUAAGAUAAACGAAAUGUAUGCUUCAUUACAAGAGGAAUUAAAGAGUAUAUGCAAAAAAGUGGAAGACAGUGAACAAGCAGUAGAUAAACUAGUAAAGGAUGUAAAUAGAUUAAAACAAGAAAUUGAAAAAAGGAGACGAGCACAGAUUCAGGCAGCACGAGAGAAGAACAUCCAAAAAGACCCUCAGGAGAACAUUUUUCUUUGUCAAGCAUUGCGGACCUUUUUUCCAGAUUCUGAAUUUCUUCAUUCAUGUGUUAUGUCUUUAAAAAAUAGACAUGUUUCUAAAAGUAGCUGUAACAACCACCACCAUCUUGAUGUAGCAGACAAUCUGACCUUAAUGGUAGAACACACAGACAUUCCUGAAGCUAGUCCAGCUAGUACACCACAAAUGAUUAAGCAUAAAGCCUCAGACUUAGAUGACAGAUGGCAAUUCAAGAGAUCACGGCUGUUAGAUACACGAGACAAGCCAUCUAAAACAGAUAGUGACGGUAAUAACCAAGAAAAAGCAUCGAAAAUGAGCAGCCCAGAAACAGAUGAAGAGAUUGAAAAGAUGAAGGGUUUUGAUGAAUAUUCACGGUCUCCUACAUUUUGAUCCUUUUAACCUUAAAAGCGUUUUUUUGUUUUUGUUUUUUUUUUUUAAUUUGGCUGAUGUGUAAAGCCAAACUUUUCUAUUUUUACUAUGGUGGAGCUACUUGCAGUAAUCCAGAUUUCAUUUGUUUUCACUAUGUUCACCUGUUUGCAGUAAUAUACAGCUAAGUCUUAGUGCAUUUAUUUUACAAAGUACUUUUUCAAACAUCAGAUGCUUUUAUUUCCAAACCUUUUUUCACCUUUCACUAAGUUGUUGAGGGAAAGGCUUACACAGACACAUUCUUUAGAAUUGGAAAAGUAAGACCAGGCACAGUGGUUCACACCUGUAAUCCCAACACUGAGGGAAGACAAGGCAGGAAGAUUGAUUGAGGCCAGGAGUUAGAGACCAGCCUGGGUAAUGUACUGACCCUCUCUGUUAAAAAAGAAAAAUAUUGGAAAAGCAAGAAUAGCCUUAUUUUCACAAUUUGGAAAGAAAUUUAUAUGAAAAUUUAAGUCAUUAAAAUUCUUAAGUGGUAAUUUUUUAUAAGCACAUUAUGGCUAGAGUUGCCAGAUAAAAUGCUGGAUACCACGCAAUAAAUUUGCAAAAUGUGAUCUAAAAUUUAAAUUUGUCCUACAUUUGUACUUGCUAAAUUUGGCAGCCUUAAUUAUUACACAACUAUAACACAACACAAACAGUAAUCUCUCCUCUAGUUUAGAGUCCUCUGCAUGAAAUUUAGCAAAUCCAUAAUUUUGAGUUCAGUAUAAGCCUGGUAAUCCAGUGUGUUUGGGAUAGGCCAGGGAACUCAGAACUGAUACCUAUAUACAUAGAUGUCUAUCACAUUCAAUGUCUGUUAGGCCUAAAUCAUCUCUUUAUGUAAAAGACACUACUGGUUUGAGGAUAGACUUAUCUAGGAAUAUUUUGUCCUCCUUUGACAGCACCACUAUCUGUCCCAAUGUAACAUUUCUACAAAGGGAAGAUCGCUUAACCAGGCAUACUUAGAUUUGCUAGUUCGAAUAUCAUUCUGAGCAGUUUUAACUCCAUUCAGCUGAACAGUAUGUUUUUCUAUGAGCUACUUGGGGACCAGAUAUAAAUGACAAUCACACAGAACCACUUUUAUUCAACAUGUAAAAUGUGAUGAGUGUUAACAUUUUAAAUAAGUGAUGUGCUUAAUGGACACUGGUAUGAAGGGGCAGUGUCAUUCCUUACCUCACUACUGAAACACUUUUCUAUCCAAAGGUUGGUUUGAGUCAGUAUUGGCAUCAUACAACCAUGUAUUGUAAGGUAAGUUUAUUGGUGGUAACGUGAUAGAAUUUAUUCCCGAUAUCUGAUAUUGCAAACUUUAGGGUCCUUGAGAUAUGCAGGAUCCUUGUAUGUAACUGGCAUAAACCCUGUAAAGAGAUAAGUAAAGUUCUUGACAAAACAUAAUGAGCAAACUUUCAGCUAACUCAAUUCAGUUGUUGAGGUGCUCUUUCUUACCCAAUACUUGAGCUCUCUUAAUUGCUUUUGUGAUUUCUUUCUGUUUCUUCCCACAAAGACCUGUAAAAUAAAAAAUAAUCUUAUUCAUAAAAA
Messenger RNA from Saimiri boliviensis boliviensis (Bolivian squirrel monkey), 2905 nucleotides. RefSeq names its product abraxas 1, BRCA1 A complex subunit (gene ABRAXAS1). Gene Ontology annotation, cellular component: nucleus. Gene Ontology annotation, biological process: mitotic spindle assembly; attachment of spindle microtubules to kinetochore; protein K63-linked deubiquitination. Gene Ontology annotation, molecular function: microtubule binding; polyubiquitin modification-dependent protein binding. The record is from RefSeq and is a predicted model, not a curated record. Lineage: Eukaryota; Metazoa; Chordata; Mammalia; Primates; Cebidae.